GUUAUGAAACACUUCAAAUAAAGAGUUACAUAAAAAUGGUGAUGAUGGGGAAAAUGUUGAAUCUAGGCUCCACAAUGGGUACUUUGAUGCUUCUUUGUACCGGUUUUAAGAACUUCUUCCCUCGUCAUCUUCAAUUCUAUUUCGAGAAGUAUUUCAAUAAAAUUGUGAGGUUUGCUUAUCCUUAUGUCGAAAUCAUCUUCGACGAGUUCACCGGGGAACGCAUGAAGCGAAGCGAAGCCUAUUCCACCAUCAAAACUUAUCUCGGCGACAAGUCGUCGGCGUCGGCGAAGCGUCUCAAGGCAUCUACGGUGAAAGAUAGCCAAUCCGUAGUCCUUGCCAUGGAUUAUAACGAAGAAGUAACUGAUGAAUUUCAAGGGGUUAAAGUUUGGUGGUCUGCAAACAGGACUCUUCCCAGAACACAACGGAUUUCAUUGUAUCCGGAUGAUGAUGAAAAGAGAUAUUUCAAGCUGACAGUCCAUAAACGUUAUAGGGAAUUAAUCACUCAGUCAUAUAUUAGCCAUGUUUUGAAGGAAGGCAAGGAGAUCACGACGAAAAACCGGCAACGGAAGCUUUAUUCGAACAAUUCGAGCGACAACUGGUACCGCUAUCGAAGGAGCAAGUGGAGCAAUAUACCUUUUGAACACCCUGCAACGUUUGAUACAUUGGCAAUGGAUGAGAAACUGAAACAGGAAAUCAAGAACGAUUUGAUCAAGUUUAGCACGGCCAAGGAUUACUAUGCUAGAAUUGGCAAGGUUUGGAAACGUGGAUAUCUUCUUUAUGGUCCGCCGGGGACUGGGAAAUCUUCGAUGAUUGCGGCGAUGGCGAACCUAUUGAACUUUGAUGUUUACGAUCUCGAACUCACCGCGGUGAAGGAGAACGCCGAGUUGAGACGGCUAUUGCUUGAUACAUCCGACAAGUCGAUCGUGGUGAUCGAGGACAUCGAUUGCUCUCUCGACCUUACAGGGCAAAGGGAGAAGAAGAAGAAGACGGAGAAAGACGCGAACGAUGACGAGCAGUCCGGUGAUCCGAUCACGAAAAAGGUAAAGGAAGACAAUAAAAAGGAAAGCAAGGUUACAUUAUCAGGGCUUUUGAAUUGUAUCGAUGGACUUUGGUCGUCCUGUGGGGGCGAAAGAAUCAUUGUUUUCACCACAAACUACGUGGAGAAGCUUGAUCCCGCACUGAUAAGGAAGGGAAGAAUGGACAAACACAUUGAACUGUCUUACUGCUGCUUCGACGCAUUCAAGGUGUUUGCCAAGAACUAUUUGGAGAUUGAUUGCCAUUCAUUGUUCGGAGAAAUCGAGACAUUGCUGGGCGAAACGAAGAUGACUCCGGCUGAUGUUGCGGAGAAUUUGAUGCCCAAAUCGGACUACGACCAAGUGGAAACUUGUUUGAACAGCUUGAUCGAAGCUCUUAGAGCUGCAAAGGAGGAAGCAAAGAAGAAGGCUGAGGAUGAAGCUCGUUUAAUGGCGGGGAAAAAAUUAAGAAAAACAGAAGCAUACAUCUGAGGAAGAAGUGAAAGAAAACGGCGUGGCGAUGGCUGCUGAAAAAAAUGAAAGAAAAUGGUGUCACAGUCGGCCA
This is a messenger RNA of Hibiscus syriacus, 1578 nucleotides long. Its product is annotated as AAA-ATPase ASD, mitochondrial-like. The record is from RefSeq and is a predicted model, not a curated record. NCBI's taxonomy places the organism in Eukaryota, Viridiplantae, Streptophyta, Magnoliopsida, Malvales, Malvaceae. Gene Ontology annotation, molecular function: ATP hydrolysis activity; ATP binding. Bases 36 to 1505 code for a protein of 489 amino acids. The transcript has a single exon.